Messenger RNA from Planococcus citri (citrus mealybug), 1448 nucleotides. Its product is annotated as regucalcin-like. NCBI's taxonomy places the organism in Eukaryota, Metazoa, Arthropoda, Insecta, Hemiptera, Pseudococcidae. Bases 285 to 1277 code for a protein of 330 amino acids. The record is from RefSeq and is a predicted model, not a curated record. The transcript has 6 exons. Gene Ontology annotation, molecular function: gluconolactonase activity; enzyme regulator activity; calcium ion binding. Gene Ontology annotation, biological process: L-ascorbic acid biosynthetic process.
CAGUACAUAUUUCGAGAGCUAUGAAAUUUAUGUUGGUAGGUGAGAUGCCGGUGUAUUGAAUAGUAAGACACACUAUUAUGGCAGUAGAUUAUAUGAUUAUUAAAUUCGCUGAUAAUAUUGUGACUAGUGUACAUACGCGGUGAGCUCAUGAGCUGUACUUGAUUAGUAUAAAUUUACACGACUCACAAAGUAGGUACUUUUCGUUUAAUGUGUAAUUUGUUCGUACGGAAGGGGAAAAAACCUUCGCAGUUAACUCUUGAGUUGUGUCAAUUGUUGACAUCGAUAUGACUGACAUUCAGAAAAAAUUCAAAAUGUCACCUCAGGUGAUCCGAAUCACUAAACCUCUAGAAUUGGGCGAAGGACCCCAUUGGGAUAGUAAUUCCAAAGCUUUAUAUUUUGUUGACAUGUACAACUCCGAAAUUCAUAAAUAUCUGCCAGAAAGUAAUCUGCAUACGAGCGCCGUAGUCGAAACCAUAAAUGAUAAGAAACCCGUAACUUUUAUUGUACCAAUAGAAGGUGCAGAAGAUACCUUUCUUAUCGGAUAUGGGGGAGAAUUAGCGACAGUUGAAUGGAACGGCGUAAGCAAUACGACGAAAAAUUUCAAAACUUUACGUGUGCUAGAAGAAAAUUAUCCAGCGGUACGAUUGAAUGAUGGUAAAGUUAGUCCAAGUGGAGUUAUUUUUGCAGGUUCUAUGGGAGAAAAAUUAAAAGACGGUCAAUUCCCUCCCAAAUCUGGAAAUCUAUUCGCGUACGAUCCAUCGACUUCGACAACUAAAAAACUCCUAAGUGGUUUAGGAAUUGCUAACGGAUUAACGUGGAGUUUAGACGAAAGUAUUUUCUAUUUUAUCGAUUCGUUAAGUGGUCAAGUCAAAGGUUACGAUUAUGAUUCAAAAAAUAUAACUUUAAGCAACGAAAGAGUAAUUUUCGAUUUCCGCGAUUGUCAUGCAUUUGAUGCACCGCAUCUCAUCCCAGACGGCAUGACCAUUGAUAUUUCCGGCCAUUUAUGGAUAGCUGUACAUAACGGAGGCCAGGUCUAUCAAAUUAAUCCAAAAACCAAAUGCAUAGUAUCUGUGAUCGAUUUCCCGAGCAAACCAGUAACUUCCGUAGCAUUUGGUGGACCCAGUGUAGAGGAUUUAUACGUCACCUCGAUGCACAGAGACUUGAGCGAAGAAGAAAAAAAGGAGCAAUCUAGCGCCGGGUGUUUAUUCAAAGUCACCGGACUAGGAACUAAAGGAAUCGAAGGAGUUGGAGUGAAUCUAGCAGGUUUGAAAAAAUAAAAUUCGUUUUCAUUCAUUUUCAUUCGAUUCGGAUGUAAAUCGACACUUGAACAAAAAUAUUGCACAUUCGUUUUCAUCUUAUUUCUAUCCGUAAGAUUAUAAUUUUAAGGAUUUUUGAACGUAUUAUGUUGUCUACCAUUUCAUCAGGAUUUAUAAAUUCAUUUAAGUUGU